AUGCUAAUUUAUGAGUAUCUUAAGGAUAAAGUUAAGGCCAAUAAGGAUGAUACCCUUGUGGAGAGUGCCCAUAUCUCUAAGGAUGACGACAGUUCUGAGUCUAAUAAGGAUUCUACCAAUCCUCCCCCUAAAAAGAAAUCGAGGGUUAGUAAGAAAGUUGAACAAGAUGCUGAAGAGAUGACUGAUCCUAAGCAGGAGCAGGAGAAGGAGGUCGAGAAGGAGGUGAGGCAUGAGCAGGAGAAGGAGGUGGAGGGUGAGAAAGGAGACAAGGAUAACGAGAAGGGUAAAGAGGAUUUUGAUGAGUCAGAGGAGAAGGAGAUUCCCUAUGAUAUGGACAAUAGGGAUGAGGUUCAAAAUAAUAUAGAGGAGGGCAACCCUAGGCCUGAGGAUUCUUCCCAGGACAUGGAGGAUGUGGAUACUAUUCUAAAUGUUGUUAGAAAUAGCUCUCUGGAAAUGUUCUAUCUCUAUCCAGCAUUCUUCCAGUCGCAGAACUAG
This is a messenger RNA of Cryptomeria japonica (Japanese cedar), 495 nucleotides long. RefSeq lists its product as uncharacterized. NCBI's taxonomy places the organism in Eukaryota, Viridiplantae, Streptophyta, Pinopsida, Cupressales, Cupressaceae. The transcript has 2 exons. The record is from RefSeq and is a predicted model, not a curated record. Bases 1 to 495 code for a protein of 164 amino acids.